Fusarium tjaetaba is the source of this 1359-nucleotide messenger RNA. RefSeq names its product 1-phosphatidylinositol-4 5-bisphosphate phosphodiesterase 1. The coding region runs from base 1 to 1359 and encodes 452 amino acids. The transcript has 3 exons. The record is from RefSeq and is a predicted model, not a curated record. Gene Ontology annotation, biological process: lipid metabolic process; phosphatidylinositol-mediated signaling. Gene Ontology annotation, molecular function: phosphatidylinositol-4,5-bisphosphate phospholipase C activity. NCBI's taxonomy places the organism in Eukaryota, Fungi, Ascomycota, Sordariomycetes, Hypocreales, Nectriaceae.
AUGAGGAGAGAGCUCGCAAAGACGAGUCUCCGUGAUAAGGAUGAGUCCUCCGACCCCGACCCCGCCUCCGGCCAACAGCCCGCUCCCGCUCCCACUCCCGGCGCCGAUCCCGAGUCCACGGAGCCCGAAGCUGCUAUCGUUGAGCCCCGUGUGCUCCACGGCUACACCCUCACCAAGGAGAUUUCCUUCCGGGCUGUCUGCGAGGCCAUUCGCGAGAGCGCCUUUGUUGUUAGCGACUUGCCCGUCAUUGUCUCUCUUGAAGUCCACUGCAAACCGGACCAGCAACUUGCCAUGGUCCGCAUUAUGAAGGAAGUCUGGGGCGAUCUUCUCGUUCCCGAGCCCGAGAACGAACCUGAUGCUCUACCCAGCCCAGAUGAGUUGCGUCGAAAGCUCAUCGUCAAGGUUAAGUAUGCACCACCCGGUGCAGAUGCCACUCAAGAGGAGAGUGAGGAGGAAGACAGAGCGCCAGCCCCUGGUGCUCAGGCUGGCGAUGCUCCGCCAAAGAAGCCGGCAAAGAUUAUACAAGAGCUGAGUCGUAUGGGUUUCCAUGCCCGAGGUGUGUCUUUCAAGAGCUUGACACAGCCAGAAGCUGGCAUGCCCACACACAUAUUUUCCCUGUCAGAGAAGAAGGUCAUCGAUGUGCACGAGAAGCAAGCAUCGGAUCUGUUCAACCACAACCGACACUUCCUCAUGAGAACUUAUCCUUGGGGUCUGCGAAUAGGAUCGUCCAAUCUCGACCCUUCUGUUUUCUGGCGCAAGGGUAUUCAGAUCGUUGCGCUCAAUUGGCAGAGGUGGGAUGAGGGCAUGAUGCUCAACGAAGGCAUGUUUGCUGGAACAGGAGGAUAUGUCCUCAAACCUCAAGGCUACCGUCCAAACCGCAACGACGAAGAAACCGAAAACACCAUCACCCGGAAAUCGCUCCAUCUCACAAUCACAGUCCUCGCCGCUCAAAACAUCCCACUCCCACCAGGCGACACCUCUACCAGAGGGUUUGAGCCCUAUGUCAAAGUCGAGCUUCACGUCGAAGGACCUGAUGAAUUCCACGGCGGCCCUGUCCCUAACGAAGGACACGAGCGCGAGGGUGAAUACAAGGCCCGCACAAAGACACACCGUGGCAACAUGAUUGACUUUGCUGGUGAACGUCUCGAAUUCCCCCCUGUGCCUCAUGUCGUCGACGAACUCUCAUGGGUGCGAUUUACAGUGCGUGAUGAUGAGAUUGGAAGGGAUGACUUGGCGGCUUGGGCUUGUAUGAGACUUGAUAGGCUGGGUAGUGGGUAUCGGUUUGUGCAUCUCAUGGAUUGUGAGGGUCGCAUCACGGAUGGUGCGAUCCUUAUCAAGGUUGAUAAGAAGUUGGUUUAG